AUGGCGGGCCUUUUCGGAGCGCAGCCGGCGGCGGCAAGCAACACGCUCGGCGACCUGAAGCAGGAUGUCGAGCUCGGGAGCCCACCCGAAGACAGCAUCUCCGCGCUUGCCUUUAACCCAAACCCGACCGACCAAAAAGAUUUUCUAGCCGUGGCAAGCUGGGACAAGAAAGUUCGCAUCUACGAAAUCAUGAGCAACGGUCAAGGCCAAGGGAAAGCGCAAAUAGAACACGACGGUCCGGUCUUCUCGGUUGACUUCUUCAAGGACGGUCAAAAGGUCAUCUCGGCCGGCGCCGACAAGCAGGCCAAAGUGCUAGACCUGGCGACCGGACAGGCCGCCCAGGUAGCACAGCACGACCAGCCGAUCCGCUGCGUGCGGUAUUUCGAGGCCAACGGCACGCCGAUGGCCGUAACCGGGUCGUGGGACAAGACAGUCAAAUACUGGGACUUCCGAAGCCCGCAACCCGCCGGGUCUAUUACCUGUCAAGAGCGUGUUUACACCAUGGAUGUACGACAAAACCUCUUGGUCGUGGGCACGGCCGAUCGGUACAUCAACGUGAUUAAUCUUGGGGAGCCGGCGAAGUUCUACAAGACAUUGCAAAGCCCGCUCAAGUGGCAGACCCGGGUCGUCAGUUGCUUCACCGACUCACAAGGCUUCGCGAUUGGCAGUAUCGAGGGCCGCUGCGCUAUCCAAUAUGUCGAGGACAAAGACUCUAACUCCAACUUCUCCUUCAAGUGCCACCGCGACCCGCCACAGGGCAACGUGACCAACGUGCACGCGGUCAACGACAUCUCGUUCCACCCGCAACACGGCACGUUCAGCACGGCGGGCAGCGACGGCACGUUCCACUUCUGGGACAAGGACGCCAAGCACCGGCUCAAGGGGUACCCACAGGUCGGGGGCAGCAUCACAGCGACCAAGUUCAACAAGACAGGCAACAUCUUUGCCUAUGCCAUCAGCUACGACUGGUCCAAGGGCUACCAGGGCAACACGAGCAACUAUCCCAACAAAGUCAUGUUGCACCCAGUGCUGCCAGACGAGUGCAAGCCCCGCCCCAGCGUCAAGAAGAGGUAG
Chaetomium globosum CBS 148.51 is the source of this 1074-nucleotide messenger RNA. RefSeq lists its product as uncharacterized. The record is from RefSeq and is a predicted model, not a curated record. The coding region runs from base 1 to 1074 and encodes 357 amino acids. Gene Ontology annotation, cellular component: nuclear pore. NCBI's taxonomy places the organism in Eukaryota, Fungi, Ascomycota, Sordariomycetes, Sordariales, Chaetomiaceae. The transcript has 3 exons. Gene Ontology annotation, biological process: transcription-dependent tethering of RNA polymerase II gene DNA at nuclear periphery; RNA export from nucleus. Gene Ontology annotation, molecular function: ubiquitin binding; RNA binding.